Molecule: messenger RNA, 1085 nt
Organism: Verruconis gallopava
Lineage: Eukaryota; Fungi; Ascomycota; Dothideomycetes; Venturiales; Sympoventuriaceae
Exons: 2
Coding region: 66-839 (257 amino acids)
Source: RefSeq, a predicted model, not a curated record
GAAGAAGAAGAAGAAGAAGAAGAAGAAGGCAUUCGAAGCUCGUCUUCACCUUGACUUCUUGGACAAUGCCGCCUUCAGGGAGACGGGCGUACGUCGUUUUCAGCGCCAUCUACCUCGUCGCGCUGACGUGCGUUGCUGUGUACGCACUCUACACGAUCCAAGAGCACCGCUUGCCUAUCCCAGCAGCUCUGGCUGCAUUCACGCUGGCGCUUCCAGCGAUCGCGGGCGUCGUUCUGGAAGCGUUGACGGGCGAUGCAAACAAGGGCAAUUCACGUUCCACGGUUCUAUGGUCACCAAAGGUGGGCUCGAAAGGUUUGCUGUCCCACUAUGGGGUCAUCCUGCUCUUUGUGUACGAAGCUGUGCUCGCAACUUUGGCAGGCACGCAUAUUUCGCCGGUGAGCGGGCUGAGGUGCGGACUUGAUGAGCGGUGGCUGGCGAUGUUUAAGGAGAAGAAUGCAAUUAUCGGUAAAAUUCAGGAUGCAUUCCAAUGUUGUGGACUGCACAGCCUUGUUGAUAAAGCUUAUCCAUUCCCGAACAAAGAGAGAGGUGCAGAUGCGUGUGUGAAGAUGUACAACAGGCAGCGCAGUUGCUUUGAUAGCUGGCAGAGUGAAGAGCGCCUCAUGGCGGGGUUGUUACUACUAGUCACCAUUGCCGUUGCAGUGUGGAAGGUAAUUGUUAUCUACAUGCAAACUCGAGGGGUAUCAUGGUCUGAAGAGGCUCAGGCCUUGAAUAGGGAAGAAGAUGGUGCCGAAAGACGUGCCCUGGAAUACACCAGCGCAGAAACCCCAUACCGAGACCAACCAGAAAUUGAGGACGGCGUUGAGCAAGAGCAGCUCUGAUAGACGGGCAAGGCUCAUCCUGCCCUCUCGCAGAGAAUGAGCAGAGGUACUUAAAUUAUGGAGCUGACCGCGGUCACUCGAACAAAUUGUGUGAUUGGAUACAUGGUCGAAGAAAAGUGCUCGAAUGUGGAACAUGGCAGGGUUCAUUCGAGGAAAGAUAUUUCCAGUUCCGCAGGGAGAAGGAGCGGAAAAAGCUCACUCUCACGUUCUUUUCGCUUUAACAAUCGAAAUUCUUUUCCACAGUAC